UCCUGUAAAUAAUACAUCUGUUAGCCGUAGCGGUGCACUGGGCUAUUAUUCCACUUAUUCCCCGCGGAGAGCAGCUUUAUCCAGAUGCUGUCAGCACACCGUGGAGGGGGGCAGUCCGCUGGCAGCCUGCCCGCUGUCGACCACCUCGCCGGGCUCACCUCAGCCUGAUAGUUAGCUGGUUAGGGCGCUAGCAUUAGCUAGCCACUGAGCUAAUCAGAGGUUAACUGGCUUUACGGGAGGAACCAGCUCGUCUCCAGAGGCCUGUAUCUGACCGGCUGGACAUUUGAAAUGACUUUCAGCUGCAGCCUCUAACCGCAGGGAGGUGUAUCUCAGAUCGCAGGCCAAGCUUGCCUUGAUGUUGGACCUCCUGCCCAGCAUGCAGCCAUGAGCUCUGUCCUGUGGAGCCAGGAGAAGCCCAGCGGGGGCUUCAGGGAGGACUGGCGCUUCUACAUGGUCGUGAAGGAGUGUACGGUGGAGAAACCUCCCCAGAAGACCCUGCGGAUCCCCCGUGGCAGUCUUGGCCAAGCAUGCCAGGAGCGCAACAGCCUGGGCCGAACUCUGCCCCAAUGCAAAGGCAAGAAAAGCAUCCGCAUUCUGGACCAGACCAAUGUGGUGCUGAGCCUGGACGAGCGGGAUGUGCAGGAGCUGGACGAGAAGCUGGCUGAGCUGCUGUUCCCCAUUACCAACUGUGAGGAGAGAUACGCCCUGCUCUGCAACAACUCUCGCCUAGUGCGCUGCUGUGAUAUUGACUGUGGUUCCAAAGUGCGCGUCCAGCUGCGCUCAGGGGAUGAACCUCUGCCUGGUGUGGUCCGCUUCAAGGGCUCGCUGCUCCCUGACAGAGCCCUCUCUGGAAUCUGGUUUGGAGUCGAGCUGCUGGAGGAGGGCCGGGGCCAAGGUUUCACGGAGGGCUCCUACCAGGGCCGCCAACUCUUCCGCUGUGAGGAUGAAUGCGGCGUGUUUGUGGCCCUGGACAAGCUUGAACUCUGGGAGGAUGAUGAUGACGGCACAGGCGAGCUAGAGGUGGACCAUGUCAAUCUAGUGGAAGAGGACCAGGACUUCCCUCCACUGGAGAUCAACUCCAGGGUCCUGGUGCAGACCAGGGACGGACCCGAGAGAGGCACAAUCAUUUUUUGUGACCUGCUGCCAGGAAAUGAGAGCCUGGGGUUCUAUGUUGGAGUUGACAUGGACAAUCCUAUCGGGGACUGGGAUGGUGUGAUUGACGGGAAGCUGCUGUGUAAUUUUGCCAGUUUGGAACACACUCGACUUGUCCCCAUCUGUGACGUGAUGCCAGAAUAUUCCAUGCAGGACCAAAGGCUGCAAAAGCACAGUUUUGCCCCCAGAGGCACCAACAGUGACAAGUUGUCCUCUGGCCAAAGCAAACCAAAGAGCAAAGUUGGGGAGGACCCCGCCAAAUCCCUUACUGACACGCCCCCCGACUUCAACCAAUCCUCCCCGCCCUCCAGAGCCCCACCCUCUGCCUCGUUGUCCAGUGACAACAAGUUCCACUCUCUGCCCUUUAGCCUGAACCGGAAGACCGGGCCCAUCGACAGCAUGAGCCAUGGGCCUCUCUCCCUUUCUGUCCAGUCGGUGAUGGGAGAGCAGCCUGAGGCGCCGUCGCCCGCUGCUCCUCCCUCACCACGACCGCCGACGCCUCCCCGAGGUCAGCCAGGUCUGGAGGUGGGCUCUCUGGUAGAGGUGAAGGAGAACCCCCCUCUGUGUGGUGUCAUUCGCUGGGUGGGUCUGCCUCCUGGCCUGCCGGAGCCUCUCGCCGGGCUGGAGCUGGAAGAAGAGUGUCCUGGUUGCACUGACGGAACCUUCAAAGGCACGCGGUACUUCACCUGCCCACCCAAAAAAGCCUUGUUUGUGAAGCUCAAGUGCUGCCGGCCCGACUCCCGCUUCCCGUCCCUGCACCACUCCUCCAACCCCAUAGAGAGGUGCAACUCCAUCGCAUUUGGGGGUUACCUGAGUGAGGUUGUACAUGAGAACACGCCCCCCCGCACAGAGCACGAUGGUUUGGAUGUCAUGGUGGGAAAAAAGAAAGGCAUCCAGGGCCACUACAACUCUUGCUACCUGGAUUCAACUCUCUUCUGCCUUUUUUCAUUCAGUUCUGUACUGGACACGGUUCUUCUGAGGCCACGAUCAAAGACUGACGUAGAAUAUUACAGAGAGACUCAGGAGCUGUUACGCACAGAGAUAGUCAACCCCCUGCGCAUACACGGGUAUGUUUGUGCCACGAAAGUGAUGAAGCUACGGAGGAUACUGGAGAAAGUAGAAGCUGCCUCUGGGUUUACCUCUGAAGAAAAAGAUCCUGAGGAGUUUCUCAAUAUCCUUUUCCAUCACAUACUGAGGGUGGAUCCAUUGCUCAAGCUAAGGUCGGCAGGACAGAAAGUCCAGGACUGUUACUUUUACCAGAUCUUCAUGGACAAGAAGGACAAGGUGGGAGUUCCCACCAUCCAGCAGCUCCUCGAGUGGUCCUUCAUCAACAGUGACCUGAAGUUUGCAGAGGCUCCCUCCUGCCUUAUCAUCCAGAUGCCCCGGUUCGGCAAGGAAUUCAAAAUGUUCAACAAGAUUUUCCCCUCACUAGAGUUAGACAUCACAGACCUCCUUGAAGACACUCCGAGGGAAUGUCGAAUCUGCGGAGGCCUGGCUUUGUACGAGUGUCGAGACUGCUAUGAGGACGGGGAUAUCACCGCUGGCAAGAUCAAACAGUUCUGUGAAAAGUGCAAUACACAGGUUCACCUCCACCCGAGGAGAAAAACCCAUCGGCACGGCAAACUGUCCGUCCCCAAGGAGCUGCAAGACGGCACGGGUCGGCAGGGCAGUUUCCCCCGUCAGAGGAUGGAGCUGUUCGCCGUGCUGUGCAUCGAGACCAGUCACUACGUGGCCUUCGUCAAGUACGGCAGCGCAGACUCAGCCUGGCUCUUCUUUGACAGCAUGGCGGACCGUGAUGGAGGGCAGAACGGCUUCAACAUCCCGCAGGUGUCUCCCUGUCCAGAGGUGGAGGCCUACCUGAAGAUGACCCCAGAGGAGCUGCACGCUCUGGACCCCAAGAGCAUCCAGGGCCAGGCCCGACGCCUGCUGUGCGACGCCUACAUGUGCAUGUACCAGAGCCCGACCAUGAGCCUGUACAAGUAGAACCCUCUCCCCCAAAACCCCAACCCCUCCAUUCCUGGCCCUCAGCCACACCAACUCCCCUUCCCCCCAGGGCAGGAGAUUCCCAGAAAGACCAAAAAAUACAAAAAUAAACUGAAAGAAGAAAGGCUGCCUGCCAGCAGGGGGGCUGUCUGGAGUUAACCCUCUCCACCCCACCUUUCCUCAAUGCCUGCCCAUUUCCGGAAGUUGUGGAGAUGCAAGAAAGAGGGGGAGAAGCCUAUUUGCACUGUGCAUUAGUUCAAAUGUCGUGUUCUUCAUGUAGUCCUAUGUAGCUUCCCUGUGUCUCACAGCUGAGCGUUGGCGGCGGAUGACGAAGCAGGCUUUAUGAAGAUUCCCUCCCUUUUCUUGGAGGAAGGAGGAGGAUCAGAAGGGGGGGGGGGGCAUGUUUGCAACGUUGUGGCCGACAAAACAUGCAACAAAAACAAGACAAGAGACCUCAUUUACCUUAAGAAAAGAGGAGUCCUGCUUUUCUUAAUCACUGUAAGAGACGGGAGACGCCAGGUUCAGGAAGCAGAUCAGCGCACAAACCCUCGUCCAGCUUGUGUGUUCUGUCAGAAACACUUGUGUAAACUCUCUCAGUAGCAUAGAUUUCUCCGGGUAGUAAAACAUCAGUGUAGAAUCUACUGUGCAGUUGCAUUAAGACCAUCCUGCUCUUCGUGAAACAGUUUACAUAUUUCUCCAUCACACUGUGUAAAUGUCUUUACUGUACAUGUUUUGCAGAAACAGAUGUAGCCAUUGUAAAAGUCUCACGUCAUUACUGCAUAUAUAUAUAUUAUAGUCGUACUCAACCAAUGCUGCACUUUUGUUCUAUCCCCAAGUGGACUUAUAGGAAACAUUUAGGUUUUUGCUCUUUAGUUUUUUUUUGCUCUGCCAUUGGAAGUGGCAGCGAGUGCAAAUUUGUUGUUGGGGAGACUUCAGAGAUUUGUGUUACAGAAUACAAAUGCGCUUCUCCUCUGUAGCUGUAAAGAAUGGGCUGCAUUGCUAAUGCAGAGUAGAUGCCAGAUAAAUGCAUGAAGGGAGACUUGUACAAUGGCUCCUGUUGUAAUGCUCGGCUGGUGGAGCACUCCAUGCGUUCGUAGGGUCAAUGAGGUGAAAUACUGGAAGUAAGAGUGUGUGCGUGUGCGUGUGUGUGUGUGUGUGUGUCGUGAAGAAUUUCACAUGCAGUGUUUUUAGUCUCGUUGUGUUGAUGACUAAAUCUAAAUUAUAUUUUAUGUUCGUGAAGCCUUUUCUCUGCCCGGUCAUGGUGUCUCUGACUUCCUGCGGGUGAAGUGGAGCAAGUGUCGACUCGCUGCCUUUUCAUGAAGAUGCGACAUGUUUCCAGCCAUUCGCCAGAUAACUAAUGAACUGUGUUCAGAUAUUAUUAUUUAUUAUAUUCUAAUCAUAUUACAGAACUCAUGUUGUCCCUUUUCAAGAAACGACACAGGGGUUAAAGACACUGUAAGGUUUGGGUACUCCUUGUCCACUGUAUAUUGAAGUGAGUUUUUGUAGUUUACGCUGUCUCAAAGCAACUACUGAAUGUUAAUAUUGAAACGUCGGAACAGUGUGGCGUUGACAGAGGAUUGCAAAUGAAGUGGCACGAGGCUGGUAACCUUGGGUCUCCAUGUCUAUGUAUUUAAAGAAUUAAAAGCUUGAUCCAUUGUAUCCCAGUUUUGCAGAAUAUACGUAAACCAACUAUACCCUGAGAUAUGAAGUAGUUGUUGGUUCUUUUUAAUAAAUCUCACAACAUUGGAUCAAACCGAUCGACCCAUCGCAGAUGUUGGGAUCAGCAUUUCGUGCAUUUGCUCAAAGUCACAACUUAAACAUGGACUCAGUUGUAAGCUAAAGGAAAUGAUGUAAAGGGUUUUAUAAGUUGGGUUCCAGCUGACAACGUCCAUGUAGUUGUGAGUGUCCACUGUCCCAGGGAUUCAGACAGAGGACCUUGUUUAGUGCACGGCUGAAGCUCAUCGCUGACUGGAACCUUGUUUUCUGUGAGAGACGUCUCGGAGCAGAUGAUUUAGGUUUUUCUGUUGCAUCUGUACAUUAUAGACAUACAGUAUGUAACGGGUGGGAAAUUAAUGUCCGUGAUGUUCCUGUAAAUGUUAACAAAAUAAAGCCCAUUUUGAAGGGUAAGCA
Molecule: messenger RNA, 5265 nt
Organism: Limanda limanda (common dab)
Lineage: Eukaryota; Metazoa; Chordata; Actinopteri; Pleuronectiformes; Pleuronectidae
Gene: cyld
Product: cylindromatosis (turban tumor syndrome), a
Exons: 16
Coding region: 385-3135 (916 amino acids)
Biological process (GO): necroptotic process; regulation of intrinsic apoptotic signaling pathway; positive regulation of extrinsic apoptotic signaling pathway
Cellular component (GO): cytosol
Molecular function (GO): cysteine-type deubiquitinase activity; K63-linked deubiquitinase activity
Source: RefSeq, a predicted model, not a curated record